AGUAACCGAAGCACCUAUUCGCCAUCGUUGAUAGACGUAAAGCGAAUGUAUCGAACUGGGUGCGUCGAACAUUGCCUCAAUAGUGUUUAUUAUUGUGCUUAAUGAAUUGAUAAAUUGUGUUAGUUGGCAAGUGAAAGUGAUCUGCGAACCUCUAAAGCCACAUGUUAUACCAUGGACAGUUGGAUUUUGGAACACACAUGAUUUCAUGGCUGAGACCACGGACAGUCUUGAAUGUUAUUUAAUUGAAUCCAAGUCAACUUAAAAGGGUCGAAUAAACACGAAAGAGAAACAUGUCAUCAGCUCAAGUAGAUCGUCCCACGAAAGUGGGUCAGGUGAACAAGAAAGACAAUGAAAAAUCACGCAAGCUUUUUCCGCAGUUCCACAAGAAGUAUAAGCACGAUGAUUCUCGUCACUUCAAAUUUGGACGUAAACGUUUACAAAGUUUUACCAGCAAUGGUAAAUUCUUUCCCCCAUACAAGAGACGAAAGAAAGAAGGUGCUAUCAUACCACCGACCAAAUUUUUGCUUGGUGGUAAUAUAUGUGAUCCCCUAAAUUUAAACAGUAUGCAAGACGAAGAGAUAAAUCGGGCCAUGAACGCUGUUACUCCAAAAUCAAGUCCCUUGCCCACCCCGAAACACCGAAAAGAAGCCAUUGAAGUUAUAAUCCCACCUAACAUCUGUGACCCUUUGAACUUGACAAACUGCAAUGACAAUGAGGAGUAUGAGAAACAGUUAAUAUCGCCAACAAAGAAAGGCUCAAAGAGACGAAACAGAAAGAGAAAGCGAGCAUCAUCAGGUUCUGGUAAAGAAGAUACAAACGAAAAUUCAACUGAACCUAAAAUAGAAGAUCCACCCGCACCAGAGGCUGUUGUGGUAGCCGCAGAGAUAGUAGCAGAUAAGAAGAUAAUCCUACCGGAGAUAGAAGUUCCAACAGUAGAGCCAUCGAGCCCCACACCACCUCCACCUCCUCCAAAAGAGCCAAAAGUGGAAAGUCCAGUGAAAGACAAAAAUAAACUGCGGCUAAAGGGUCUUGACGAUAUGAAGGACAAGCGAUUGCGAAAAGUAGAUGUCAAAGACAAGAUAGUCAGCCCGGUGAUUCCGCAACCGGGGGCUUGGAAACCCAGACUUCCCCACAGACCAAAUCAGGAUAAAAAAAAGAAACAACCCCUUCAGCUGCCCAAUUUCAGGCAAAAGGACGCGAGAUAUCAGUAUGGAAAUUAUGACAGAUAUUAUGGGUACAGGAAUCCACAUCAUGACGUUGAUCCCAGACUGACUGUCUUUGCACAGAGGAAGGAGAUGUUCUUUGGAAGAGAUGUUCUCGAUAUUGGUUGUAAUAUUGGACAUAUUACGCUGUCGGUUGCUAGAGACUUUGCAGCUCACAGUGUCACGGGCAUUGACAUUGAUCGGAAGUUGAUUGGAAUUGCAAGGAGGAAUAUUAAACAUUACGUUAAUUGCGUUAGAUCACCUGCAAAUAAUGAGGAGACAGUCACCGAGUCGAGGGACUGCGAUGCAAAUUUUUUUCCCAUGUCCAUGCCCAUCAACUAUGGACCGAUUGAUGUUCCCGGAUUCAGUAAAAAUAAAGAUCAUAAGGGCUUUCCUUAUAACGUCACAUUUGUUCAGGGCAACUAUGUAUUGGACGAUGACACUUUAUUGACGUCCGAGCAACCGCAGUUUGACGUAAUCCUUUGCCUGUCCAUAACAAAAUGGAUCCACUUAAAUUUCGGUGAUACUGGACUGAAACAGGCGUUCAAGCGGAUGCAUGCACAGCUGAGACCUGGUGGUGUGCUCAUACUCGAGUCUCAAAGUUGGCCAAGUUAUGGGAAAAAGAAAACAUUAACCGAGCGAAUCUACAGGAAUUAUCACAGCAUUGAAUUCUUCCCUCAAAAAUUCACUCAAUACCUUCUCUCAGCCGAGGUUGGUUUCACAAAGUGCGAAGUUGUUUCGAUUCCCCCUCACCCAUCCAAAGGUUUUCAGCGUCCAAUUCAGUUAUUUACAAAGGCAGGAACAAGUCCAGCUCCAACAACAUCGGUGAGAUUCAUUGGCAGACGAAUUGAAAGGAGGAACACAGAGAGGCGUGCAUUUGAACGUGAUUUAUUUCCACGUGAAUAUUCAAGAUGUGGGAAUUUAUCGGAAUUGAGUCAACGGAGUGUCGAGUCAUUGAGUCAAUACGAUCAAUUAGAGAAUGUCUAUGCACCCAGUACAACUCCGUGUUAUGACACACCGAGUCAUAAUAAUGACAGUCAGUCUGCAUUUGAGCCUGAGAAGACAUGUUACGCGGAUGUUGGCAUAAGGCCAAACGAUCAGGAGGGAAAGGAGGGCUGCAAGAGAAAAAUUAAUGAGUCAGCGGGGAAGAGUGAGGAUCCGAAGAGGGCGAAGAGAAAUUGUCAAUCCCCACAGUCCACUGGGCAAGAAACACCGGAGGAGAAAGAGAAACGAGAGGAUGAUACGAGUAAACAUGAAUUAACAACCGAUAAUACAUAAAUUAUUCUUAAUACUGGAAAAUUGCUGAUUUGGAUUAAUUGGAUGCGCCGGAGAGGAGGAUAAUGAGGAUUUCAUUGCUGAGGAUCAUUUUUAAGUUUAGGUAUAAGUUUGUUCUUUGUUUCAAAAGGAGGAAGGGGGACAGUAGCCACUAGGAAAUGUGCAGCUAGUCGAAAUUCAUUUCCUGCAUAUUCUGGAGACAUAUUCAUGAUUAAUUACAAUUACGUAUGGGGUUUUAGAAGAAAAUCUGCAUUGAAGGGCUGCGGGAGAACGAGUCGAUUUGGUUUGAAUGUCGUUUAUUGCUCAAUAGUUAGAGUUUUCAGAUGUUAUAUUGAUUUAGUGGAGGAACGAAAUGAGUGAAUAUCCAUUUUAUAUAAUUUUAGAUAAAGAUCGGGGGGAAGAUGGACAGUAGCAAAGUUUAGAAAUUCCUGCAAAUGGCGAAAUUUUGUAGAAGUUUUUUGUAAAGCAUAAUAUGAACAUAUGAGGGAUUCUAUGUUAAAUAAGUUAAUGCCUAACUUUCACCCCUUAAGAAGUUGAUUGCCCUUUUUGUGAUAGACGAUCUAAAAAAAUUAUCCCGCCAUCUUAAUUACAUAUUUUUGGGAUUUCAUAGAUACGAUUUUUUCGUGUUUAUUUGGUUCUUUUCUUUGCCUGGAGUUCUGUUCAGUAAAUUUCUUCAAUGAUGUGUUAAUAUGUUCCAUUUUAUGUAAUUUGUUGGGGAAUUUCGCAUACUUUUUUUCAAUCCCCAGUGCUUACAGUACUCAAUUCAAGCGAAGAUCAACUCGAACAGCCUGAAUUUUGAAAAUCAUUUUGCUUUUUAUUUUUCACAUGUUUUUUCCAGUAACUCUUCUAAUCAGAAUAUUUUGAGCGUUUUUCAUCCAAAUUUGCAAAAGUUUAGGAAAAUAAAAUGAAAAAUAAAAUAGAUAUACCAGAAUAAAGCGAAUUUUAUCAGUUACACAAUGGCUUAAACAAUUACAUUGAUCAAAAAAUUAUAAAGGACGAAACAAAUAAAGCUGGACCUUCUUUCGAAAACUCACCUUUUUUUUGAAAAUUGAGUAUUACGAGUAUUGGGAAAAAAAUAUUCUAAAUCUUAUUCUAGGUAGUAGAAAAUGGACCGUUUUUAUAUUUCAAUGCAAAUCUGAUGAACUGAACUAGACAACAAAAAAAACUAAAGCUCCAACUUGAGAUGUCCAAUAAAGUUGAAGGGAAUUAAAAUGUAGUUUUUUCUGGAGCCGUAGAGACAACGAAAAUCAAUUCGUAGGAAAGUGAAUGUCAACCGCUGACUUGUUUGGCAGAGAAUGGCUCAUAUGUAGAACGAAAUCAGUAAAAUCCCUGCAUUUUUCUCCUACAAUAAAGUAUUUUAACGAGUACUGAAAUGAAUACGAAGUAUUUAAUUUGAGAAUUGUUGCCUUCCAAGUAUUACAAUUGCGGAGGAAUACGGAAAUUUUGGUCCACAUAUCUUGAAAGUUUUAUUUCGUUGAUCUCGAAGACAAAAAUUUAUAUAACAACUUUUACCUUAAUAUCUUCAGUCGAACGUUCUGGAAUAGGAGUUUUUCAAAAUGAAUUUGUUAUCCAGACUCAUUUCGUUUUAUCAUUAUGUUAAUAAACAGCUUAAUUAUCUUUUUGCUGAUAGGGGUCAAAGAGUAUUUUUGUCAGAAAUUUUCAGUGCUGAAACCUUACGGCCUCUUCCUGAAAACUCUCAUUAGGGCAUUAAUCGCAUUAUCAAUCUGUAUUGUUUUAAUCGGUUCAUUCCUACGUCAAAAGGCACUAAAUAGGUAUCUUAAUUUUCCGAGGACAUGAAUCUGAAAUAAUUUCUAUAAUGGAGUGAAACUUGUGUUUUCAAUUUAUUGUAAGCCAUCUUCAUAGCUAUUUAGAAAAAAGAGACAUCACAUCACACAAUGAUUCCGUAAUACAAAAAUUUCAUAAUAAUAUCGUUCGUAUUGAUGAAAGAUGGCUUCAUUAUAGUUUUGCAGUGAAAUUUCUAAUCGCUUGAUAAAAAGAUUUGAUAAGAAAUACAUGCCACCGAUAUGGUUUUGAAUUGUUAUCGGGAAAGAACAGUACUUGGACAUAUCAAUUUGGUCUUCUAAAUCGCCCAGAUGAGAUGAGAAAUUGCGGAGCUGCAGAAAAUUAAUUGAACGGUUGAAUGUUCCAAUAAGUUCAUCUACAGGGAUUCCAUUAACGAAAUUCGAAUAGUUGGAUAUGAAGACUCGACAAAAAUAUUAAGCACUAAUAUGAUUUUCAAGGUGAAUGCCCUAGUAGCUGAACGCACAAAUAGGACAUCAAUUUUUUGAUGAAAAAAAGAACAUUGCUUUGAACAUAUAAUUUAGUCUUCUGUUCAGCUACUGUCCCAGAGAUAGGUAGGAGGACAUUCGCAUUACCCAUUAAAAAAAAUCCAUUUUGUCAUAGCUGAUCUAAUUUUUUAUUUUUUUUUUUAACUAAUGGAGAAACAUGAAAUGAAAAUUUAUAGUAAUUAUGACAAAUUAGUUUGCACUUGCGUUCACGAAAUUAAGUAAAGCAAUAUCUUUCUAUAGAUGAGUUCUUAUGGGGUUGGUUUUCAAACUGAUCCUUUAUAAACUAUCAGACUGUAAAAAUAGAUAUAGAAAUGAAAAUAAAGAGCAGUGUGAAAACAUUA
Messenger RNA from Diachasmimorpha longicaudata, 5106 nucleotides. RefSeq names its product 7SK snRNA methylphosphate capping enzyme-like. Gene Ontology annotation, molecular function: snRNA binding; O-methyltransferase activity; RNA methyltransferase activity. The record is from RefSeq and is a predicted model, not a curated record. Gene Ontology annotation, biological process: snRNA modification. Bases 291 to 2480 code for a protein of 729 amino acids. Lineage: Eukaryota; Metazoa; Arthropoda; Insecta; Hymenoptera; Braconidae. The transcript has 5 exons.